This is a messenger RNA of Trypanosoma rangeli, 3963 nucleotides long. RefSeq names its product cpc1/kpl2. The transcript has a single exon. Lineage: Eukaryota; Euglenozoa; Kinetoplastea; Trypanosomatida; Trypanosomatidae. The record is from RefSeq and is a predicted model, not a curated record. Gene Ontology annotation, molecular function: calcium ion binding. The coding region runs from base 1 to 3963 and encodes 1320 amino acids.
AUGCAGGAGGCUGAGCGUUUUGUGGCCUCGCUGCACGCUACACGAGAGGAUGAGGAGCAGCGGCGGGAGGCUCUCAGGCGGCGGCGCAUUGAUUGUAUCAUAGCAGGCAAAAAGGAGCGCACGCAGCGUUCCAAGGACAUGCUGAGUGUUGUUCUGCAGCGCGGCGUCCAGGCUGUAUCGUUGCCCGAGGACAAGUUCUUGGGUUCCCUCGGGGAUGUAGGGAGGUGGUGGGACCUGAUCAGCGAGCAUAUUCUGGAGGAGAAACGGGAGUGUGAGGAGGCCGUGAAGCUGCAGAAACGGCUGAACUCCAUGUACCUAACGUCAAUGAAGAGGCGAGAGGAGAAGGAGCAGUCAACAGCGAUUGGAAGCGACGAGCGCCGGUUGCGCGAGUUGGAAGAGUGGUGUUUGGAGGAAGAACGCAGGACAAGGGAUGAUGUGAUUGGUGACGUCGUUAACCGCAUUCUCUUGGCUGUUGACGCAUGCAUCGGAUUCACUGAAAAACACGCUCUUGAAGGUAGUGUUUGUAACACGCUCCUUGGCGGCAUCACUCUGAAUGCUUUUAUUCGAACCAUCAACGGGACAUCAUUGACUGGGGAAGAGCGAGCUCGCAUUGCCUUUACAGAUAUCUUUCACUGCCAUCCAUUUCAAAUAACAGGGGAUGCAUUUCUUUACCUUCUUUAUGCCAUGUACGACAAACUGGCACCGGAUGCCUCUUCUGUCAACUGUUUUGAUAUCUCUUGCAGGCCGCUGUUUGUGAUAAAUGGACCAAAGUUUAGCGGUAAGACAGUUGUGUCUCGUGAGGUUUCUGCUGAACUUUCGCUGUUGUCCCUCACAGAUCGGGACCUGACAAAUAAGGCCCUGCAGGCGUACCGAAAUGAGCGUAAUGGUUUACCAACCCUUGUGACGGUAGAAGACAGCAACGCAUUGCCAGUACUCUCAGCCUAUGAAGAGCAUAACGUGCAGGACGAGGAAAUUGUAUACCACAGCGAGUCACGCAUUGAACAGGUUGUCGAAUCCUUUGUGCGGCUUAGUCCAUGGGCUAAGGUGGGCAAGACCAUUGAGGCUGCCCUUUUCCGCGGUGAAGCAGUGGACCCAUACCUCAUCGUGGAGCUGAUGCAGCUGGAGAUGGCUGACACCACAUUGCAAUGUGAAGGUAUAUUGUUCGACGGAACGGUUGGUGUAUUGGGGCAGCUUUGUGUUCUGCAGCGUAUGAUUCCAAAAAAGGUGCAUUUGUUUGAGGGGGUCUUGCGAGACUUCCCGCCCCGUAUAGAGGAGGUUCCCUUAUCAACACUGCUGCUUGUACCGCGGGAGACACACUCUAAUGUGGGCAGUCUGAAGAGCGAGGUCCGGCCAAGGCCACCAAAGAAAGGAGUUGACCUCAGCGCAUUGCCACCGCCUGUGCUGCCAGAGGUGACACGGCCUGAGUUGACAGAGGAGGAAAAUAAUGCAAUAGCAUACUGGGAGCAACACGGGCAGAUGUACUCUCUAUUCUCAGCUGUUGUGCAUAUUGACUGCAGGCCGCAUGAAAUUUUUGGCCGCUUUGCUGGACUUCGUGUUGAUAAAGAGACAGGAGAACAUUACCACAUGGUGUUUAGUCCUCCGCCGACAGAGCGCUUGCCGUAUUUGGUAAGCCUCGACCGUGUGAAAACUUCCACAGCGCAGCUGCACCGUCUCUUGUUUAACCAGAACUGGUACUGGGAGACGAUGAGGCGCUGGCUGAAACGUGAAGAGGGAUGCGGUAAAAACGUGCACGAAGUCAACGGAGAAAGAGCAUUGGAGGAAAUCAUAGUUGAUGUUCGGAAUAUUAUUCAAGAGGCAGGAGAGAAAUACAAGGAAGGCAUUCGGUAUCACGAUGCUGCAAUGGCCGCAAAAAAGAGGCGGGCAUACAUUGAUGCAAGCAUUGCUGAGCAGGAGGCAGCGCAGGAGGCUGAAAGAAAGCGUCUCAUAGCGGUUUAUGCAGAAUGUGGAGCACCUAUUCCGCCGGAAUUAGAGUCUCGGUCACAGUUGUCGUCAUUUUACACAAUGCCAGAUGCUCUACCAGAGGCUUUCAUGCGACUGUUUUGCGCCUUUAGGACUCAAUAUGAGAGUGCAUAUGACUGGUUGGGGACAGCUGUGGAGAAACUCGCCAAUGUGAUGCUGGAGCACCGCUUCGAGGCGAUGGAUCUCUUCAAUUACUUCUGGAACCAACAGGAUGAAAAGCAGGAAAAACUGGAUCAAUUCGUGGCCAACUACAAUGGAGUACCGCCCGAGAUUCUGGGACAGCCCACAUGUAAGGAGGAGCUACAUCAGUUGGUGGAUCAGCUCAGGGAGGAGUUGUUUCGCACGCUGGAGGCAACUGAAAAGGAGGCCAGUACAAUGAUUGAGCAAAUCACAAAAAAGGAGUCCUUCUCAGGGCCAUGGUGUGUGGCGGUGUGUAAUGUUGGUGUUGCUAUGGUGCAAGUGGAAUUGGAGCGGUUCUUGGUGGCACUGAACUUGGUGGCGAUGUACUUUGCCGCCGUUGUGAAUGAGCCCUGCAAUUUUGAGGAAUUGGAAUCGGAGGUCAUUCUUGUACGUUCCACCACGGAGGCCGCGGCGGAGCAGACAAAAGGGAAAGAGAAGAAGAUGCAAAGCACCAAGAAGGCUCCGCAGCUGGAGGAAGUGGUUGAAAAGACCCUUGAGGACACCUUUGUAGAGACCGUUGGAAAGAUUGUAACCUCCAUGGAAAACCUUGUGGGGAAGUUUUCUUCUGUAAUUGAGGCGUCUGUGAAGGUGCGUGAAAGUGCCAAGACGUCUGCCAUGGUGGCGGAUGAUGGAAGGACGGUAUUGAUUCUCAAGAGGUGUUUGCCCUUUGUUCAAGGUGAGUUGUCCAAGGCGCAGGAGCGUAUUUCCUGUAUACGGCAGUUCUUCCUUCAAAUCCAACGUGAAGGGGAGGCGUACUGUACACGCAUGAAGGACAACAUGCUCUCUCACACACGGGAGAAAAGUUUCCGCCAGGCUUCAGCAGUAAACACGGCGAUCUACAUUAUUCGUAACGCCAUUGAAGAAGAGCGGCCUCUUCCUCCCAUGCACUUGGGACGCGAUACGUUUCACACCGUCCCUGCGGCAACACAAGAAGCAAUCGAUCAUUGCCUUUCCUCAUCCCAUAAGCUGCAGAUAUUGCCGGCGUCAGAAGGACCAAAGAUCCAUGCAACACUCUCUUCUUCUCGGUUGGUGGACAUCAUUAUAGCAUUCCGUUCUGUAGCGCCUGACUACGCACUGGGACGCACGGAGUUCUUUUACAUUGUGCGUCCUGACGAUUACGCUGGGGCCACUGCCAGAAACCUUGGUCGUCUUAAAACACCGGAUGAGCUUUUUGCCGCGUUUGAUCCGCUUGGUUGCGGUUUCAUCGACUGGCGGGAGUUUGUGGUUCAUCUGCUUUUAUGGUGUGCGCCGGUGCCGGAGGUGGGGUCAGACGUAGAUGUGAAAAAUAAUUUUUAUAUCCCUGAAUGCUCCAUCACGGAGCUGCUGGAGAUCCGGACCGACCUUGGCCCCGAGGCGGUCACCGCGGAGGUUUUUUAUGAUAUCCCCUUCUUCUUUGAUAACUACAUGGCGGACGACCGGUUGGAGGCGUACGUGCGUGCGCUGUGGAUGACAUUCUCGGCCGCAGACGGUUUGUUGGAUCCGAUGCCUUUGUUGGUGUUUCUUUGCAUUGACCGACAACCCAUUCGCGGGACGCAAAAGGCGUUCUAUGUCCUCUCUCAAAAUGGGGACGGCGUCUUGACGUCAGAGGAAUUGGACUUUGCCUUUCACGUGCGGGUGACGAACCCACGUAACAUGUGUCUUUCAGAUGUAUUUUCACCCGAAAACAUUGCAACGCUCUACGACGGUGAGCUCUCGCUGGCCUUUCAGUCUGUUGGCGCGCGGGUCAUUGGGCGUACCAUGCUCAACCACACCGAUGCAUUUCACCGCAAGUCUUUCCUUGAAAACGAGCCUCAAGUCAAGUGA